CAAGACGGGGAGGGAGGGCGCGUCUGGGGCGUGUGCGCCCAAGGCCAGAGGCACCCGAGGUGGGCUGGCCCAGGGUGGAAAGCCUGGGCCGAGCCCCUGGAGCGGGCGGAACGGCGAGCCAGAUUCAGGAAGUUGUGCCUCUGACAUCAGGGGCAGGACAGAGUUGGAGCGAAACCUCAGCUAUGCCAGGCGUCGGCCCGCAGGAAGGCAGGGAACACAGAGGGCGCUGUCCUCGGCGGCAGCGGCAGAUUGUUCCCCAUUUUGGAGAUGAAGAAACUGAGACUCAAAGCAGCUGAGUGACCUUCCCAAGGACACACACUGAACUGGGCGGUGAUCAGGAUCUGAAUGUACAGGGCUGGUGUUCAGCGAUUGUUUACUACGUUGAACGUGACCUCCAGGAAAGCAGUUCUGGCCGAGAUCCCCUGACAACGCAAAGCAAGAAGUAACGUGGAAGGAGGCUCCCCAAGCUGGCUGGCCAUUUUGCUGCUGUGUGUGGAGGUGCUGUCAGUGGCAUGCCCAAACCCAAAGCUGGAAGAGGAAUAAAUUACAAGUGGUCAAGUUUGCAUCCUUUUGAGCCCAGGACCUGCUUGUAAGCCGAGAGGGUUCUCUGGCCCCAAUCUAGCUAAGCACCAUGGAGAGAAUCAGCACCUUCUUCAGCUCUAUCUGGGACACCAUCUUGACCAAACACCAAGAAGGCAUCUACAACACCAUCUGCCUGGGAGUCCUCCUGGGCCUGCCACUCUUGGUGAUCAUCACACUCCUCUUCAUCUGUUGCCAUUGCUGCUGGAGCCCACCAGGCAAGAUGGGCCAGCAGCCAGAGAAGAACAAGAAGAAGAAGAAGAAGAAGAAGAAGAAGAAGAAGAAGGAUGAAGAAGACCUCUGGAUCUCUGCUCAACCCAAGCUUCUCCAGAUGGAGAAGAGACCAUCACUGCCUGUUUAGUUAGGCAGGAAGCAGAGGUGUUUCCUUUCUGGAGCUAAGCCUCCUUCUGACCACACACAGACAUUUCAGGAACCCCUGAAAUGAUGCACUAUGUCCAUGUCCACAGAGUAACUACUCAACCAAGGAACAAACCUCAGACUAAGUGUGCCAGUGGAGGGCAGUCCCAGGGACCACGUGGACAAUUCUUGGAUACUGUCUUGGCAGCUAUGUGUCCAAUAGCAAUGCUCCUUACUGCAGACCCAGGCAUGCCUCCCACCUGUCUCUGGCAUACCCCACAUGCAAAGCACAAAGAACAUUUAUCCAUACAUCUCAAUAUGGUUCCCAAGUGUGUGCACAUGCACGUAACACAUACACACAAAUUCAGGCAGCAGGUAUGUGGGCAAGUAUAUUCUGCUCAUCAAAUGGUCAUUGGCUAUGUACUUUGUGCAGGGAAGUACAUUAUCUACAGUCACAAAAAUGUCUCACGGGAAAGCCUUGCCAGAUUCAGACACAUAUACACAAUUUCCUAACCAGCAAGGCCCCCAUACACCAUCUAUUCCAUAAACCACUCAGGUUAGAGAUGCAUGCUUUCCUAUUUCUAACUCUACACAUAAACUUUUACUGGAAGUACUCAUAAUUGGACAUUCCAGCAACCUGCUACAGUUCCCCACCCUUGUGUGUCUUGAUACAGACACACCAAGUUUCUGUGCCUCUGACCCCUCACCUGUGCCAAGAUGUUUAAAGUGUGAUGGUUCAAAAUUCAUUGAAAGCUCUUUUCUUGUAACUCAUGACAAAGUCCGUCCUCAUUGCCACUGAGAGGUGUUUAAUGUGAUCCAAGACCUCUCUGUGAAACAUUACCCCCGCAAACCAUUCAGCAAAGUGCCUUUCUCCAAGCAAGAACAAACAGCUCUUGGUGGUGACUGCUAGAAAGCUAUGGAAGCCCACUCAUUUAUGUCAGUGGACUGCAACUGUGUACCUGUGUAAUGUUUACAGAUGGAAAGGGUGAGGAGAUGCUACACCUGAGCUAAGUAUCUCCUAUAUAACCAAAGUUUCCAGCAGGGAAGGAACUAGACAAUCAUCAGUGCAGUCUCACAGAAGACAACACUGGAAGUGAUGUCAUAAGGUUGUGAUGUGUUCAUGGUAUGGCACAGGUGGGAUGCAGAGGUAACAGAGUUUAAAUGAAAGUAGGAUGAAGCUAUAAAGAGGUUUAUUUAUAUUUAUAUUGAAGCUCAGGCAAGUGCCUUGCACACAGUAGGUACUUAUAACUAACUGUGGUUACUGUUGGAUAUGUGAUGUUGUUAAGGGUAAGCUUGUAAUACCUCACCAAUUCUCCCCGAGUGAUCUUCUCUUCUAAGUGAGCCCACUAAUUGCUGCAAUGGAUGAAAUUGGGUGUUUAAUGCUGCAGGAGAGUACAUGUAGGUGACACAUGUGCCUUGAGGUAUGUGAGGACAUGUAAAUUAGAUCCACAGUGAGCUGAGGAGGGCUUUCCCCGCCAGAGUGAGGUUGGGAAGCAGAGUUAAUCCACUUAUAGGAUGAACUGCUUGGUAUUUUUAUUGUAUUGUGACUGUAUUACAAAGAUGGACAAUUCACUCCUUGGGAGCAAGUUAUGCUCUAGAAGUUUAUUUACAAAUAUGCUGGGAAGCUCUCUUGAAAUAUUUUCCCAAGGAAGCUAUUCUACACAGUGGCAAAAUUGCUAUCUAAUUAAUAAUGUAGCUAAACUAUGAUAUUUAUAGUAGCAAAAAACUAAAUUCUAUAAGAUUGCAUUAAAGGAAAGAUAUAUUCUA
Messenger RNA from Gorilla gorilla gorilla (western lowland gorilla), 2703 nucleotides. Its product is annotated as KIAA0040 ortholog. NCBI's taxonomy places the organism in Eukaryota, Metazoa, Chordata, Mammalia, Primates, Hominidae. The record is from RefSeq and is a predicted model, not a curated record. The coding region runs from base 632 to 940 and encodes 102 amino acids. The transcript is spliced from 4 exons.